UUUCCCUCCAAAACCCUAAUCCCCCAUUCUCUUAAUCUCUCUCAGAUCCUCUCUCUCUCUCUCUCUCUCACUCUCUUUCUCAGUUAUGAAGAACCUCGAUUUCUCCGGUGACAAAGCGCUCGCUAAAGAUUUCUUGACAAACUUCGCUGACUCCCUCGGCGAGCCAAAGUACCUCAAGAUCCUGCAAGAUGUGGCUAAUCAGAAGUUUCGUUCGGUUACUAUCGAGAUCGAUGAUCUCUUCAAUUAUAAGGAUUUGGAGGAAGAAUUCUUGAUUCGGGUCACUGAGAACACUAGGCGGUACAUCAGCAUCUUUGCUGAAGCAGUGGAUGAGCUCAUGCCGGAGCCGACAGAGGUGUUCUCUUUGGAUGAGGACCAUGACAUCUUGAUGACACAAAGAGCGGAUGAUGGGACAGACAAUGCUGACAACUCUGAUCCCCACCAAAAGAUGCCUCCCGAGAUCAAGAGAUUCUACGAAGUGUACAUUAAAGCCUUCUCUAAGGCGACACCACUGACAAUAAGACAAGUUAAAGCUUCCAAUAUUGGCCAGCUUGUGAAGAUUUCUGGCAUUGUAACCCGCUGUUCAGAUGUGAAGCCCUUGAUGCAAGUUGCUGUUUAUACUUGUGAAGAUUGCGGGUUUGAGAUCUAUCAGGAAGUGACUGCUCGUGUAUUUAUGCCUCUGUUCGAGUGUCCAUCAGUCCGCUGUAAUGUAAACAGGAGCAAGGGAAAUCUUAUUCUUCAACUUAGAGCUUCAAAAUUUUUGAAAUUUCAGGAGGCAAAGAUCCAAGAGUUAGCAGAACAUGUCCCUAAAGGUCAUAUUCCACGUUCUUUGACUGUUCAUCUCAGAGGAGAACUUACCAGGAAGGUUGCACCUGGUGAUAUUGUUGAAUUCUCGGGGAUUUUUCUUCCCAUCCCUUACACUGGAUUUAGAGCAAUGAGAGCAGGUUUGGUUGCAGAUACAUAUUUGGAGGCCAUGUCCAUUACUCAUUUCAAGAAAAAAUAUGAAGAAUAUGAACUUAAAGAUGAUGAGCAGGAGCAAAUUGAACGUUUAGCUGGGGAUGGUGACAUUUAUAAUAAGUUGUCACGGUCAUUAGCACCUGAAAUUUUUGGCCAUGAAGAUGUUAAGAAGGCUCUUCUACUACUACUUGUGGGUGCUCCACAUCGGAAACUAUCGGAUGGUAUGAAGAUAAGAGGAGACCUGCAUAUUUGUUUAAUGGGUGAUCCAGGAGUUGCAAAAAGUCAACUGCUGAAACAUAUAAUCAAUGUUGCACCGAGGGGAGUGUAUACCACUGGUCGAGGAAGCAGCGGAGUUGGUCUUACUGCAGCUGUUCAGAGAGAUCCUGUCACAAGCGAAAUGGUUCUUGAAGGAGGGGCUCUGGUGUUGGCUGAUAUGGGUAUUUGUGCAAUUGAUGAAUUUGAUAAGAUGGAAGAAUCAGAUCGAACAGCAAUACAUGAAGUGAUGGAGCAACAAACUGUCAGUAUAGCAAAGGCUGGGAUUACAACCUCUCUUAAUGCAAGAACUGCAGUACUGGCUGCUGCUAAUCCUGCUUGGGGUAGAUAUGAUCUAAGGAGGACUCCAGCCGAAAAUAUUAACCUUCCUCCAGCCCUUCUGUCACGUUUUGACCUUCUAUGGCUAAUUCUGGACCGUGCAGAUAUGGAUAGCGAUCUUGAAUUGGCGAGACAUGUUCUCCAUGUGCAUCAGAAUCUGGAAUCUCCUUCACUUGGAUUUGCACCACUUGAACCGUCUGUUCUUAGAGCGUAUAUUUCAGCAGCACGAAGAGUAUCUCCUUCUGUACCAAGGGAGCUAGAGGAGUAUAUCUCUACUGCAUACUCAAGCAUUCGCCAGGAUGAAGCUAAAUCAAAUGCCCCACACUCAUAUACAACUGUCAGAACACUUCUUAGCAUUCUUCGCAUAUCUAUUGCUCUAGCAAGGCUUAGAUUUUCAGCAGCAGUUGGCCAGAGUGAUGUGGAUGAGGCUUUGCGGUUGAUGCAAAUGUCAAAGUUUUCUCUAUACUCCGAUGAUCGUCAAAGAUCUGGAUUGGAUGCCAUAUCCGAUAUCUAUUCAAUUUUGCGAGAUGAAGCUGCGAGGACAAACAUCAUGGAUGUGAGCUAUGCCCAUGCUCUCAACUGGAUAUCCAGAAAGGGAUAUAGUGAAGCUCAGCUGAAGGAAUGCUUAGAAGAAUACGCUGCCCUAAAUGUGUGGCAAAUCCACCCGAACACCUUCGACAUUCGUUUCAUUGAUGCCUAAUAUUGAGACACCUUGUAAGAUGACAGCUAUUUAUUCUCUACUACUAAUCUGGAUUGAGAAACUCGAGGAAUCUUUGUUCUUCUGAGCCCAUUAGUUUCAUCAUUCUGAUGCUGAAGGAUCACAAGAAUCAAAAAUCUUCAAGGCAGCAAUACUGGAUUCUCUUUGUUGUGUUGCUGUAACAACCGAAAUGUGAGAUUUGGUGAGCUCCUGCAUUACAAUGUACCUGAUAUUGAGGUGAAUCUUGAAUUUUACAUGAACUUCAUGGCUAUUUAAGUACAUAAUGCUUACUAACUUUGUUGCGUGAUGGUAAUGUUUUGUACCUGAAAAUUUGAACAUUUUGAUGAACUGUGGUCUUUGAUUUGUCUUAGAAAGUUCACCUUCCCUGA
Molecule: messenger RNA, 2631 nt
Organism: Asparagus officinalis (garden asparagus)
Lineage: Eukaryota; Viridiplantae; Streptophyta; Magnoliopsida; Asparagales; Asparagaceae
Product: DNA replication licensing factor MCM7
Exons: 15
Coding region: 86-2245 (719 amino acids)
Biological process (GO): DNA replication initiation; DNA strand elongation involved in DNA replication; double-strand break repair via break-induced replication
Cellular component (GO): nucleus; MCM complex
Molecular function (GO): ATP binding; single-stranded DNA helicase activity; ATP hydrolysis activity
Source: RefSeq, a predicted model, not a curated record